UUGAGUGGAGCACGAGAGCUUCCACGCUGCUGCAGGUUUCAAGCAGACCGGCGUGAACUUCCACUACAGGCAACGUUACAGAAGACCAGCUGGUUUUUCCAGGACACGUGUAGGAACACCGGGUGUGUGUGCGCGCGCGCGCGUGUGGAAGAACAUCAGCUGAAGCCAUUACUACUCACGUGGUUCCAUCACCACCACCACCACCAUCAUCAUCAUCAUCUCUACCUGUGUGAUCUUAUCAGGAGGAGAACAGUAGAUCACUUGAGAUCCAGUUGUGAAGAUCAGAUCUAAUUCCUGCUCAACAUGUCCAUCAUCAUGGCAUCUCUGAUCCUCGAGGACGGGACCACGUAUAAAGGCCGUCUUUUUGGUGCCAAUACUUCAGUGUCUGGAGAAGUUGUUUUCCAGACAGGAAUGGUGGGCUACCCUGAGGCCCUCACUGACCCCUCGUAUAAAGCCCAGAUUCUGACUUUAACCUACCCGCUGAUUGGGAACUACGGCGUCCCCAGUGACACCCCUGGUGAAUUUGGGCUUAGCAAGUGGUUUGAAUCUGCCAAGAUCCAUGCUGCUGCUCUCAUCGUUGGAGAAGUUUCUCAGGAUCCCAGCCACUGGAACUCGAACAAGUCUCUGGAGAAGUGGUUGAAGGAGCAUGGUGUUCCUGGGCUGCAGGGGGUCGACACGCGUUCUUUGACCAAAAAGAUCCGGGAAAAAGGAACCAUGCUGGGAAAGCUCGUGGUGGAUGGGACCAUAGCUGAAAGCAUACCUUUUGACAAUCCUGAUAAUCGGAACUUGGUGAAAGACGUGUCUUUGAAAGAGCCCAGGGUUUUCAAUAUGGACGGCAGGUUAAGGAUUGUCGCGGUUGACUGCGGUAUUAAGUACAAUCAGAUCCGCUGCUUGUGCGCCAGAGGUGCACAGGUCACCGUCGUUCCUUGGGAUUAUCCUCUGAAUGCCGAAGACUUCGAUGGACUCUUUAUUAGUAACGGUCCUGGUGACCCCAAGUUCUGCAAGGAGACUAUAGAAAACCUGAAAAAGAUUGUAUGUGUGGAAAAGCCCAAACCUGUGUUUGGAAUUUGCUUGGGUCAUCAGCUGCUCUCUUUGGUUAUCGGGGCAAAGACGUACAAAAUGAAAUACGGGAAUCGUGGCCACAACCAACCAUGCAUCCAUAAAGGUACAGAACGUUGCUACAUCACAUCUCAGAACCACGGAUUCGCAGUGGACCCCCAAACCCUUCCUGAAGACUGGGAUGUUCUCUUUACCAACGCGAAUGACCACACGAACGAGGGCAUUGUGCACAACUACAAGCCUCUCUUCAGUGUACAGUUCCACCCCGAGCACAUGGCCGGACCCACAGACCUGGUGAGCCUUUUCGAUGUUUUUCUGGAUGUCGUCCGGGAUGCCAAAGAGGGCAGAGCUGGCAAUUCAGUGAAGGAAAGGCUGACUCAGCAUCUUACCUUCCCUGGAUCGCCAAAGCCAGAGGACUUUGUUCGGCCCCGAAAAGUGCUCAUUCUGGGUUCUGGAGGUCUCUCUAUUGGACAAGCUGGAGAAUUUGAUUAUUCUGGCUCUCAGGCAAUUAAAGCUCUUAAAGAAGAGAACAUCCAGACGAUUCUCAUCAACCCUAACAUUGCUACAGUGCAGACCUCCAAAGGCCUCGCUGACAAAGUCUACUUCCUUCCCAUCACCCCAGAUUAUGUCACACAGGUGAUCAAGAACGAGCGUCCUGAUGGAGUCCUGCUGGCGUUCGGGGGUCAGACGGCUCUGAACUGCGGAGUGGAACUGACCAAGCUGGGAAUUCUUGAGAAGUAUAACGUGAGAGUUUUGGGAACCCCUGUGGCCUCUAUCGAGAUGACCGAAGACAGGAAGAUCUUUGUGGAAAAAAUGGAGGAGAUCGACGAGCACGUUGCACCGAGCGAGGCAGCGAUGUCCGUGGAGCAGGCGGUAGCUGCGGCUGAGAGGCUCGGGUACCCUGUCCUGAUCCGCUCGGCGUUUGCGCUGGGAGGCCUGGGCUCAGGAUUCGCCAACAACAAAGAAGAGUUGAUCGCUCUGGUCAUGCAAGCCUUAGCCCACACGUCGCAGGUCCUCGUGGACAAGUCCCUCAAAGGCUGGAAGGAAAUCGAGUACGAAAUCGUACGAGACGCUUACGACAACUGCAUCACGGUUUGUAACAUGGAGAACAUCGAUCCUCUGGGAAUCCACACGGGCGAGUCGAUAGUCGUGGCUCCGAGUCAGACGCUGAACGAUUACGAGUACAACAUGCUGAGGAGCACGUCCAUCAAGGUCAUCCGCCACCUGGGGAUCGUGGGCGAGUGCAACAUUCAGUAUGCCGUCAAUCCGGAAUCCGAGCAGUAUUACAUCAUCGAAGUGAACGCCCGUCUCUCCCGGAGCUCCGCUUUGGCCAGCAAGGCUACAGGAUACCCCCUGGCCUACGUUGCUGCUAAACUUGGACUGGGAAUCCCCCUGCCUGUCCUUAAAAACUCCGUCACCAAUUCCACAACCGCAAACUUUGAGCCGAGUCUUGACUACUGUGUGGUGAAGGUUCCUCGCUGGGACUUGAGCAAGUUCCUUCGGGUUAGCACCAAAAUCGGAAGCUCCAUGAAGAGCGUUGGAGAAGUGAUGGCCAUCGGACGAAGCUUUGAGGAGGCUUUCCAGAAAGCUCUCCGGAUGGUGGAUGAGAACUGUGUUGGGUUUGACCGCACCAUCAAACCGGUUUCUGAGCAGGAGCUUCAGAUCCCUACAGACAAGCGUAUAUUUGUUCUGGCGGCAGCCCUGUAUGCUAACUACAGCAUCGACCGCCUGUAUGAGCUGACCAAAAUCGACCGCUGGUUCCUGUACAAGAUGAAGAACAUCGUGGAUCACGAGAAGCUCCUGGAGACCUAUAACCAGGAUGAAAGUGCCAUGCCGACCGAGGUGAUGAGAAGGGCAAAGCAGCUGGGCUUCUCCGACAAACAGAUCGCUCUCUCCGUUCAAAGCACUGAGCUGGCCGUGAGAAAGCUGAGGCAGGAUUGGAAGAUUCUGCCGAUGGUCAAGCAGAUCGACACCGUGGCUGCCGAGUGGCCUGCUUACACCAAUUACCUCUACAUGACGUACAACGGCACGGAGAGCGACGUGGCAUUCGAGGAACCUCACGUCAUGGUGAUCGGAUCCGGUGUCUACCGCAUUGGCAGCAGUGUCGAAUUCGAUUGGUGUGCCGUGGGAUGCAUCAAGGAGCUUCGGAAGAUGGGUUACAAGACUAUAAUGGUGAACUACAAUCCCGAGACGGUCAGCACGGACUACGACAUGUGCGACAGGCUCUAUUUCGACGAGAUCUCUUUUGAGGUGGUAAUGGACAUAUACGAAGUGGAGAACCCGGAGGGAGUGAUUCUUUCCAUGGGAGGCCAGCUCCCCAACAACAUCGCCAUGUCCUUGCACAGGCAGCAGUGCCGCAUCCUGGGCACCUCGCCGGAGUUUAUCGACUCCGCUGAGAACCGGUUCAAAUUUUCCAGGAUGUUGGACACCAUUGGGAUCAGCCAACCUCGCUGGAAAGAGCUUUCUGAUACCGAGUCGGCGAUGCAGUUCUGCGAGGCGGUUGGAUACCCAUGUCUGGUGAGGCCGUCUUACGUCUUAAGCGGAGCCGCCAUGAACGUCGCAUACUCCGAUAGCGACCUGGAGAAGUUCCUGAGCAGCGCCGUCGCCGUUUCCAAAGAGCACCCGGUGGUUAUCUCCAAAUUUAUCCAGGAGGCCAAGGAGAUCGACGUGGAUGCCGUAGCGUGCGACGGCGAGGUCAUCGCCAUCGCCGUGUCCGAGCACGUGGAGAACGCAGGGGUGCACUCCGGGGACGCUACGCUGGUCACGCCACCCCAGGACAUCAACCAGAAGACCAUGGAGCGCAUCAAACUGAUCGUGCAUGCCAUCGGACAAGAGCUACAAGUCACCGGGCCGUUCAACUUGCAACUCAUUGCUAAGGACGACCAGCUGAAAGUGAUCGAGUGCAAUGUCCGAGUCUCACGCUCCUUCCCGUUUGUCUCCAAAACCCUGGGUGUAGAUCUUGUGGCUUUGGCAACCCAGGUCAUCAUGGGACAGGAAGUGGAAGCUGUAGGACUCAUGACUGGGAACGGAAUUGUUGGUGUUAAGGUUCCUCAGUUCUCGUUCUCUCGUCUGGCCGGCGCCGACGUCGUGCUGGGUGUGGAGAUGACGAGCACCGGCGAGGUGGCCUGCUUCGGCGAGAACCGUUACGAGGCUUACCUGAAAGCCAUGCUCAGCACAGGUUUCAAAAUCCCUAAGAAGAACAUCCUCCUGUCUAUUGGCAGCUACAAGAAUAAAAGCGAGCUCCUGCCUACAAUUCAGGCUUUGGAGAGUCUUGGAUACAACCUGUACGCCAGUCUGGGGACUGCUGACUUCUACACUGAACACGGUGUCAAAGUGAUGGCUGUCGACUGGCCGUUCGAAGAAGAGAGCGACUGCCCUAACAAGGACAAGCAAAGAAACAUCAUGGACUACUUGGAGGAGAACCACUUUGACAUGGUGAUCAACCUGUCCAUGAGGAACGCCGGCGGACGUCGCUUGUCCUCCUUCGUGACCAAAGGGUACCGAACCCGGCGCAUGGCGGUGGACUACUCCGUACCUCUGAUCAUCGAUAUCAAGUGCACCAAACUUUUUGUUCAGGCGUUGAGGCAGAUCGGUCAAGCUCCUCCCAUCAAGACGCACAUCGACAGCAUGACCUCCCAGAAACUUAUCCGGUUACCUGGCCUCAUCGAUGUUCAUGUCCACCUCCGAGAACCUGGUGCCACCCACAAAGAGGAUUUCUCCUCGGGCACGGCCGCCGCCCUGGCAGGAGGCAUUACCAUGGUUUGCGCGAUGCCCAACACCAACCCUGCUGUGAUCGACCCCAGCUCUCUAGCUCUGGUCCAGAAGCUGGCGAAAGCGGGGUGUCGCUGCGACUACGCUUUAUACGCCGGAGCCGUUUCAGAUAACGCGACGAUCCUGCCGUCUAUCGCGAACGCAACGGCGGGGCUGAAGAUGUACCUCAAUGAUACUUACUCCACGCUGAAGAUGGACAACGUUUCCUUGUGGAUGGAGCAUUUCGAAAAGUGGCCAAAGCACCUACCCAUCGUGGCCCACGCCGAGAAGCAGACCGUAGCCGCCAUUUUAAUGGUGGCUCAACUCUACCAGAGGCCUGUUCACAUUUGCCAUAUUGCCAAAAAAGAGGAGAUUCUGAUAAUCCGAGCCGCAAAACAGAAGGGCAUCCAGGUGACCUGCGAAGUGGCUCCUCAUCACCUCUUCCUGUGCGAAGACAACGUGUCCGACUUGGGGGACGGCAGGGCGCAGGUGCGACCCAUGCUAGGCACCCGAGAGGACAUGGAGGCGUUGUGGGAAAAUCUGGAUAUCAUCGAUUGUUUUGCUACUGAUCACGCUCCUCACUCGUUGGAGGAGAAGGACUCUGAAAAGCCUCCUCCAGGUUACCCGGGUCUGGAGACCAUGCUGCCCCUGCUGCUCACCGCCGUCAGCGAAGGCCGCCUCACCGUCGACGACAUCGUCAAGCGGCUCUACGAAAACCCGGCACACAUUUUCUCGCUUCCUCUCCAAGAGAACACCUACGUCGAGGUGGAUCUGGAGCAAGAGUGGAUCAUCCCGAAGCACAUGCAGUUCACGAAAUCGAAGUGGACCCCGUUCGAGGGCAUGAGGGUGAAGGGGAAAGUGAUGAGGGUGGUGCUGAGAGGGGAGGUUGCCUACAUAGACGGACAGGUCCUAGUGCCUCCCGGUUACGGGGAAGACGUGAAAACAUGGGCAGUGCCUCCUAAUCAGUCAACGGCUCCUGAAGCAUCUAAGGAGAUCCAAAAGACUCCUGAACAUCCCAGACAAGCGACUCAGGGUGAAUCUUUGCGUACCCGAGCUGCGAGUCCACGCCGAGCAGCCGGAGAGCGUUUCAUGCUUCCGCCUCGAGUCCAUCACGCGUCCGAUCCCGGGCUGCCACCAGAAUUGGCUCCUGUUCCCGAGUUGUGCUCACAUCCUCCUCCGCUCGUCCGAAUCCUCUCGCCUCAGAGCAUCCAGACUCCGGUUGUGUCUCACCUCCAGACUUCUCCUCUGCUUCACCCCUUAGUGGCUCAGCACAUCCUUUCUGCACGCCAGUUUACCAAGGAGCAGAUGUCCCACUUGUUCAACGUGGCUCACACACUUCGCCUGAUGGUCCAGAAAGAGAGGAGUCUGGACAUCUUAAAGGGUAAGGUGAUGGCCUCCAUGUUCUACGAGGUGAGCACUCGGACCAGCAGCUCUUUCGCGGCAGCGAUGCAGCGCCUCGGGGGAUCUGUGGUGCACUUCAGCGAGUCAACGUCCUCCACACAGAAGGGCGAGUCCCUGGCCGACUCGGUGCAGACCAUGAGCUGCUACGCCGACGUGAUCGUCCUGCGUCAUCCAGUGCCUGGAGCUGUAGAGAAAGCCGCCAAGCAUUGUCGGAGGCCGGUAAUAAACGCCGGUGACGGUGUUGGAGAGCAUCCCACCCAGGCCCUGCUGGACAUCUUCACCAUCCGCGAGGAGCUCGGCACAGUCAACGGCAUGACCAUCACGAUGGUGGGAGAUCUGAAGCACGGCAGGACGGUGCAUUCUUUAGCUCGGCUUCUGACUCAGUAUCGCAUCACGCUGCGCUACGUUUCCCCCAAAAACCUCAGCAUGCCUCAUGAGAUCGUCGACUUUGUGGCGUCUAAAGGAAUAAAGCAGGAGGAGUUCAGCAGUAUUGAAGAAGCGCUGCCUGAUACCGACGUCCUUUACAUCACACGCAUACAGAAAGAGCGUUUCGCCUCCGAAGACGAGUACAACGCGUGCUUCGGGAAGUUUAUCCUGACCCCCCACAUCAUGACCGGAGCCAAGAGGAAAAUGGUGGUCAUGCAUCCACUACCGAGGGUUAACGAAAUCAGCGUGGAGGUGGACACGGACCCUCGUGCCGCUUAUUUCCGCCAGGCCGAAAACGGGAUGUACAUCCGGAUGGCGCUUCUGGCCACCGUCCUCGGACGCUGAGACUCCGGAACUCUGCGGUGAAUCUCAUACAGUCUCCUAGAAGAGACGUACCUUAUGAAACGUCAUCAGUCCACUAUCGACUUCGGAGGGACCGUAGUACUGCUUCUUCUCAAUCUUGGUGUCUUACUGUGUUAAAUGUCGUGCCAAUGUGGUUUACGGGGACUGCGUUGUUUAUGAUUAAAGGGAUCAUGGGAACGGCUGCUUUAUAUAUUUUUCCAAAUAAAACUCAUGACUCAGCA
Molecule: messenger RNA, 7220 nt
Organism: Silurus meridionalis
Lineage: Eukaryota; Metazoa; Chordata; Actinopteri; Siluriformes; Siluridae
Gene: cad
Product: carbamoyl-phosphate synthetase 2, aspartate transcarbamylase, and dihydroorotase
Exons: 43
Coding region: 304-6981 (2225 amino acids)
Biological process (GO): L-citrulline biosynthetic process; L-glutamine metabolic process; UTP biosynthetic process
Cellular component (GO): cytosol; cytoplasm
Molecular function (GO): amino acid binding; aspartate carbamoyltransferase activity; dihydroorotase activity
Source: RefSeq, a predicted model, not a curated record